Perognathus longimembris pacificus (Pacific pocket mouse) is the source of this 800-nucleotide messenger RNA. It is a transcript of the gene Sapcd1, whose product is annotated as suppressor APC domain containing 1. The record is from RefSeq and is a predicted model, not a curated record. NCBI's taxonomy places the organism in Eukaryota, Metazoa, Chordata, Mammalia, Rodentia, Heteromyidae. Bases 1 to 534 code for a protein of 177 amino acids. The transcript is spliced from 5 exons.
AUGGGCAGCCUGGGGCCUGGCAGGCCACCCCGGGUGCGCGUUCCCUACUCAGUUCUGCUGCUGCCUCUGGAAACAAGCCGCCAAGACCCAGGGGCCCAGAGCUUUUUCCUUUGGCUGCAGAGGAUGCAGGCUCUGGAGAGGGCACAGGACGCUCUGUGGCAGGGGCUGGAGUUGCUGGAGCAAGGCCACGCCUGGUUCCAAGACCACCUGAGGGAAGCGCAGAGCCGGCAGCUGCAUCUGGGGGCCCUGGGUGAGAAUUUUCUAACAGAGUCGCACUCAGAUCCUGGGGACCCCCAGUUAACCCAGAUUCAAAGAGUGAACAAGUGUCUGCAAACUCUGAUUGAGAAGUUCCCCCCACGUCCAUUAAACAAGGCUAGUUCCCACGCCACCCAGUUCCCGAAGGAAAAGCCAGAGCCGCAGACUUGGUGGCAGCGAGAGGGGUUGGCAAGGAAGCGGAAGGGAGUCAUCCGGCCCCAGGGGGAGAUGGCUAGGUCAGGCUGCUCGCAGGGGCGGAGGGGCCCUACCCGCGUGUGAAGCAGCCCCUCCACGCCCCUGGCGCUGGGGAAGGAGAAGGUGGAAUCAGGAACUCCCCUCCCCGCUCCUGUCUUCAUCCCACAGCCCCAGGGCUCCAGGACGUGUAUCAAUUCCAUUCAAAACAACUGAAUCCAGACAUCUCGGUAUAAAGUGUAUCUAUCCUCUGCUCCUGCCAACUUCCAUUUUCUCUUCUUUAUGCUUUGAUUUUUAUCUAUUCUACAUGUUGAAAAAAAUGUGCCAAAAGAAGAAUUUCUCCAGAGUCUUCC